Molecule: messenger RNA, 3906 nt
Organism: Xyrichtys novacula (pearly razorfish)
Lineage: Eukaryota; Metazoa; Chordata; Actinopteri; Labriformes; Labridae
Source: the annotation of a GenBank genome assembly
UACUUUGCUGUACCCGGCUGUCACCGGCAGUGCAGAUAAACGCUGGAUUUUGAUCUGUCAUCAUGUAGGACGACCAUAGGACGACAGAGGAAAGCGAACACCGGCAGCCUGGCUGUGUCUCUUCACGUGACUGUGUUCAGUCGGUACAGGUAUGUGUUCAGAGUUACCGGUAAACUCACAGCCGUUAACAGACUCAGUGACCGCUCUCUGACAGCAGUCAUCCUGAAAACAACACCAAAAAUGGAGAACUGUCCCGAACAACAGCCGCUGUUUACUUUCGGUGUGAUAGCGGACAUUCAGUACGCGGAUCUGGUUGACGGGUCGAACUACACCCGGACUAGAAAGCGGUACUACCGGAGCUCCCUCCAGCUGUUAAAAAACGCCCUGAAGAGCUGGAAUGAGGCGGCGGUGAAACCGGAGUUUAUCAUCCAGCUCGGAGACAUCAUUGACGGCUUCAACAAGAACCACGACGCCUCAGAUCGAGCUCUGGACACGGUGCUGUCAGAGUUCAGCUCCGGGCCCGCGGAGGUUCAUCAUGUGUGGGGGAACCACGAGUUUUAUAACUUCAGCCGGAGCGCGCUGCUGCGUUCAAGGCUCAACAGUACUUUACAUACAGAGAGGAGCGUGAACGCAGCACCUGCUGACAGUGAGAUCUACGCGUACAGCUUCAGCCCAGUGCCCGGGUUCACCUUUGUUAUUUUGGACGGGUAUGAUGUGGGUCUGCUGGGUAGAGAGGAGAGCAGCCAGCAGUACAAGGACUCUCUGAGCCUGAUCCGACAGCACAACCCCAACGAAGACCUCAACUGUCCAGGUACACCGCACUUUUUAUUAAUCUUACUGCCAUCAAAAUAUAUGAGUCUUUUUAUUGCAUCAAUACGGUGGCCGAGAACCGCCACUGCUGCAAAUAAAAAAAGAAACGGUGCAGAUGAAAAAAAAGGAAAAGCUGCAACAACACACACAAAAAAAAAACCAGUGGCAAUGGAAAAAAAGGUACAAAAUGUUUAAAAUUCUUAUUUGUUUUUUGACAGAAUUCCUUUUAAUUUUAUAUAUAUAUAUUUUUUAUUAAAUUGUUGAUACGUGUCCAAAUAACUUAUUUUGAAGAGAAAUGAUUUGGAAAAAAUGCUUGGAUUUUGUAUUUCCCCCCCUUUUUUCUGUUAAUUGUCAUUUGUUUGUUUUUGAGUUUCCACAUACAUUAUUUUAUUCUUUCUGAUUGAGAUUUUUACUGGCACUCUUAUAUACGGUGGCCGAGAAUCGCCCCUGCUGCAAAUAAAAAAGAAUGCACAAAAAGAAGUCACAACAGAUGUUACUGAUGCAAAAAAGCAAAAGCAAAAUGAAAUGAACUCCAAAGAAGAGUCUGGACCGAGCGUUGAAUUUAUAAGGUUCAGAGUUGUGAUCAACCAAAGGCCGUGGCUUCAAUCUAAAACAAAACUUUAAGAUUGAGAACUUUGAAAUAAACUGAAAGUAAAACUAGCUCGGAAAUCUCCGUAAAUUUACACAUCAUGUAAAACACAGGUAUAAGUUCUGAGAGAAAGAAUGAUAUGUCUGGUAAAACAUUGGCCCUCACCCUGUCUUUAGUGAUAUAGCUUUGACUUUAAAAGACAUUUUUAAGUUGUCUUUUGUAAAGAAUAAAUAAAAUGCAUUCUCCUCAAACUGACCAUCUUUGAUGUGAUCAUACCAUUUACAUUUCAUUAAACCUGAGCCAUAUCCCAAACAACACAGAUACUUCACAGUUAAACAAGUGUGUAGAUGGUGAUGAUGUUCUCUGUGUUUGUGUUUCAGUGUUUAAAGGUAUGGAGGAGAGAUACACAAUGUUUAAUGGAGGCUUCAGUAAAGUUCAGCUGGACUGGUUUGACUCUGUUCUGUCCCUGGCUGAUGAGAAACAAGAAAAAGUCACGAUUGUCAGUAAGUAAAGCUUCAGUUACAAACCUUAAUUCUGUCUUUUUCAAGUUCUUUUAGAAUUAAGUUUUGUAGACUCCGAAAUCCAGGAGUUAGUGAGGUCUCUAUCAUGGAUUGAUCAUAGGGAGAAACCAUUGUAACUCAAGUCUUCAUUCUUUUUGCAGCCAAAAACUUUGAUGUUAUCAUAUGACCGUGUUACCUGGCAUCAUACAGCUGUGGGAAACAGUGUUGACAUAAUCUUAGUUGAAGCUGAUGUAACGAACGUUUGAUUUGCUUUGAUGUACUCUUUAUUUUAAAGCCACUGUGAGGAGAUUUUAUGUUAUGAGGCUCAUGGUGCCAUCUGCUUUCAGGUGCUGCUUCACUUAAGUUUUUUUUUUCUUUUCCCACACAGGUCAUCUCCCAGUCCACCCUCGCUCCACCACUCCUAUCUGCCUUGCCUGGAACUACGACGAGCUGCUGUCCAUCAUCCGCUCUCACAGCUGCGCGGUGUGCUUCAUGGCUGGACACGACCACGACGGAGGAUACCACAGGGACAAAAAGGGGGGUGUGCACCACUUAACUUUAGAGGGGGUCAUAGAGACUCCACCUGACGGCAACGCCUUCGCCACCGUCUCUGUGUAUGAGGACAGGAUGGAGCUGAGAGGAUACGGGAGGGUCAGGGACCGAGUGUUGAUGUUUGCUCAGGACAAAAGCAACAUAGUAAAUGCAAUGACAGGUUUACAGAUUUCCUAAACCGUCUAUAGACUCAUUCUUUGGAUUUAGAGAAGGAUAUUGUAAAGCUGCUAUAUUCAGAGGUAUAUCUUUGCAUUUCUCAAAGAAGUCAGGGAAUCAUAUAAGCCACUUUGGAGGGAAAAAUACACAUACAUCUGUCUCCUUUCUGGUGACACACUCAAUACUCUGCUGUAAACUAGAGCUGGGUAACAAUUUGCAUUUUCGUAAAACAACUUAUAAUUUUACUUUACUCACUUCUGGUAAAAAGCAGCUGACAUAUCUCUGAACUUUUGUGGCUCAAAGUAAUGCCGAAGUUACACUCAUGCAUUGAAUCUGAUAGCCUUAAUUUUAAUUUUGAAAAAGGGGAAAAAAACUAACUCAGGCCCUUCUGACACUCCUGAAAAUAUCUGGAAGAUUUCAGGACAGCCUCCUAAAAAUGUUCAAGUUUUGUUUUUCAUACAUGAUCCUCACAGUGCGAAGUUUUCCCUGCUGGAUCUCUGUGAGAUGAUAUUGCAGGAGAGAUUUUUUUAGUCACAGGCAAAAUGUUAAUAUAAAAAGUUUGUGUGUUGGAUGUUAGAGAUGAAGAGGCUCAUGAGUUGCACCUGUCUGCUCUUAAGUUUGUAAAGGUAGAAGUCAUAAUACAAGUUAUUUUCUCUGCAACAUUAAUGUGAAGAUGAGAUGUACAACUGUGAAGGGAAGGGUGAGUGAAACUGCAGUCUUUAAGAGACAUCAGUGGAUCAAACACACCCGACACAUGAGCAGCAAAGAAAUAGAUCAACUUUAAAAUUCUGAAUCUUUUAUUUAAUUUUAAUCUCAAGCUCUACUUCAAACAACCACUAACUUAAACAUGUGCAAACUUACUGUUUUUAUUUUCUAUUAACCAAAGAUGUGAAUGUUCGGUAAGGUCUGAAGACUAUCAACUCCUCUGAAACACAGACACACUCACAGACACACUUUGUAUUUAUAAAUGCAGUGUGUCACAGCAUUUUACCUCAACAGAACAAGAACGGUACCUCAUAAGAUUUCGUUACAAGUUUUGAUUUUUUUUUAUUGUGACAAAGAAGAUUAUACACCUUCUACUCUGAUUGUAUUUUUAUUUUUAAGGUUGAAAGUUGAGAUUAUCUUAAUUGCUGCCUUUUUAGCUGUUUCAUAACUUUCUUUAUGACACUGAUUUUUUUAUUCUGUUGUUUGCUGAGGGAUGUAAUGAACAUUGAGGAAUGCUUCAAUGUGGACUGACAUUAUAAUUGAACAUGUUGUGUAAAACUGCAAUGAACAAUAAAAACAACAUGAAUACCAGAA